CCUUCCCUCCCCAGCAGCAGCACACAGCCUCAACCUCAAUAGACUCCAUCAAUGUAUCCAAAGACUUGACACCUCACCCAAAAUACAGUGGCAUUAUUAUAUUCUUUUCCUGUACUGCUGCUGUUAUAUUAGCAGCUGUAUAUAUAAACAUGACUUCCCAUCGAUAACUGUUGUGAAGCAAACCAGAAAGUCCUCUCAUCCCAAGCUUCUUUCCUUCUUUCUUUCACUCUCUUCAUCUUUUUUUUGCCCUACUAUUUCGUGGGGUUAUUUUUUGAGAGGUCUUCAGCUUUGUUUUUCUGUAAAUGCAAGUUUUGGUUGAAGAUCUGAUCUGGGUUGUGCUCUUUUUGGUGAAAAGUCUCAUCUUUUUUGCUCUUCCUCGGGGGUUUUCUAGUGAACAACAACAACAACCAUGCCUGCUCUUGUUAAUUAUGGUGGUGAUGAUGAUUUCUACGCUGGGCGGUCAAUCUGUUCUGCUGAUUCAGGGCUCGUGCUAUCUAUUGCUGAUGUUUAUUGCCCUCCUAGAAAACGUUCACGUGUUAGCGCACCAUAUGCUGUUGACAGUCGUUUGUUUGACAAAGAGCGGAACCCUUCCAUUGAAACUCUUCCUGACGAGUGCCUAUUUGAGAUCUUUAGACGCCUUCCUGGAGCACAAGAGAGGAGUGCCUCAGCUUGUGUUUCCAAACGCUGGCUCAUGCUCUUAAGUAGUGUCCGCAACUCUGAAUUUUGCAGGAGCAAUAGCCCUCAGGAACAAUUAGCUACUAAAGAAGUGAAGAAAACAGAAAGUGAUGUGGAAAUGAUCUCUGCUGAUGGAGAUAUGGAAAUAGAGUGCAAUGGUUACCUUACAAGGUCCUUGGAAGGAAAGAAGGCAACAGAUGUUAGACUAGCUGCUAUUGCUGUUGGGACUGCUUGCCGUGGAGGACUCGGUAAGCUUUCAGUCAGGGGAUGCAACUCUGUUCGUGGAGUUACAAAUAAUGGUCUAUCAGCAAUUGCCCAUGGUUGCCCUUCUCUGAGGGCACUUUCUCUGUGGAAUGUCCCAGCUAUUGGGGACGAAGGUCUGUUUGAGAUUGCAAGAGAAUGCCAUUCAUUAGAGAAACUUGACCUUUGCCAGUGUCCAUCAAUCUCUGACAAGGGACUAGCUGCAGUUGCAAAGAAUUGCCCAAGUUUAAGUGCUCUGACUAUUGAAUCAUGUUCAAAUAUCGGGAAUGAGAGUCUGCAAGCUAUUGGAAGUUAUUGUCCUAAGCUUCAAUCAAUAACUAUUAAGGACUGCCCUCUUAUUGGUGACCAAGGGGUUGCAGGUCUCUUAUCAUCAGCCUCAGUUGCAUUGACAAAGGUGAAACUCCAAGUUCUAAAUAUCUCAGAUUUCUCUCUGGCUGUGAUUGGUCAUUAUGGCAAGUCCAUCACAAACCUUGUGCUAACUGGACUUCAAAAUGUGAGCCAGAAGGGCUUUUGGGUUAUGGGCAAUGCUCAGGGUCUACGGAUGCUAUCUUCUUUAACUAUUACUUCAUGUAGGGGGACUUCAGAUUUGAGCCUCGAAGCAUUGGGCAAGGGGUGUCCAAAUCUGAGGCAGAUGUGUCUUCGUAAGUGUUGCUUUGUGUCUGAUAAUGGGCUGGUGGCUUUUGCUAAGGCUGCUGGAUCUCUCGAGUGCUUACAAUUGGAGGAGUGCAACAGGAUCACUGAAACAGGAAUUCUUAAUGCGCUUUCAAACUGUAAUUCAAAAUUAAAGUCUCUUUCUAUUGUCAAGUGCAUGGGAAUCAAGAGCAUGCCUUCAGAAACUCCUGCCCUUUCACCUUGCGAAUCUCUUCGAUCCUUGUCCAUCAGAAGCUGCCCAUGGUUUAACAGUACUAGCUUGGCUUUGGUGGGGAAGCUGUGUCCCCAGCUGCAUCACUUAGAUCUUAGUGGCCUUUGUGGAAUAACAGAUGCUGCACUUCUCCCACUUCUGGAGAGCUGCGAGUCACUUGUGAAGGUGAAUCUAAGUGAUUGUGGAAACUUGACGGACAAAGUAAUUAUAGCAUUGGCUGAGCUCCACGGUGCAACACUUGAGUUACUAAAUCUUGAGGGUUGCAAGAAGGUUACUGAUGCAAGCUUGGUAGCGAUAGCGGACAGUUGUUUAUUUCUCAAUGAUCUUGAUGUUUCAAAGUGUUCCAUCACUGAUUCUGGUGUUGCUGCCCUGUCCAAUGGAGUGCACUUAAAUCUGCAAGUCCUCUCGUUAUCCGGUUGCUCCAUGGUAUCAAACAGGAGCUUGCCUCAUCUUAAAAAAUUGGGAGAGACUUUGGUUGGGUUAAAUCUCCAACACUGCAAUUCCAUAAGCAGCAGUAGUAUUGAACGGCUGGUUGAAAACUUGUGGAGAUGUGAUAUCCUCUCCUAGCCAGGCGACUAGGAGUUUGUAAAGAUGUUGAUCUGAAUGGGUUGCAGAAGAAGUAGAAGCAUAUGUGACACAGCCUCGUACAUCUGGCUCAGAGAGGUAGCAGCAUACUGAAACCAGUUUUUAGGCCAUCAUCAGUGAGACUUCUGGUAGCUCAGUCAGUGGCUUGGUCAUUUUCCAGCAAACCAUGGCGACUACUUUUCAACCUUUUUAGCAGGCUCCAUUUUCUUGUUGAACGGCGGCCUGUUGCAGCUCUUUUAGUUCCCCCUGUGGUCGGGACUGCCUCUUUCGAGCGCCAUGGCUUGCUGAGAAUCAUACAGUUACUGGGUCCUUUUUUCAGGUUUCCACUCAUAGCUACAUGUCAUCUCGAGUUUGAGGUUCUAGGGUUGUAGUCCCCUCCACUCUGCAUGUUUUAGCUGGUCAUGCGUUUCUCGUCCUUGGUGCUUUGAAUAAGAUUCCUUUCUGGCUCUUCCAGUUAUGAGGGAUUCAAGUAGGAGGUCAAUAAUCUAUGUAUGUAUAUGUAAUAAUGUUAAAAAGCGUCGAGCUCUCUUGUUGGGAGUUCACUGAGUGUGGCAGCUCUGGGGGGCAGGUUCUGGAGCAUGAGUGCCUGAUUUCAUGGGGCUUUGGCAGCGGUAGCUAGUUCAUCUUUGUUUGCCGCAACGACCAGCUCGCUGGUUGUUUUUCAUCGCCAUAGUCCUUGUUUUUUGAUAGGGUCUGUCGGGUCCCUAUUGUUUUCAGGUUCCUUCCAUGCUUAUGAUCUGUGUACCAUGAGUCCUCUAUGUACUACGAGACACCGUGCGAAUUGUGUUUCAGUCUGUCUGUUUAUACAAGUUUAUUUUCUUUCAAGUGGUAGUAAAAUCAUGUUGUGUUCUUUGAA
Molecule: messenger RNA, 3239 nt
Organism: Coffea eugenioides
Lineage: Eukaryota; Viridiplantae; Streptophyta; Magnoliopsida; Gentianales; Rubiaceae
Product: EIN3-binding F-box protein 1-like
Exons: 2
Coding region: 410-2365 (651 amino acids)
Biological process (GO): SCF-dependent proteasomal ubiquitin-dependent protein catabolic process
Cellular component (GO): SCF ubiquitin ligase complex
Molecular function (GO): protein binding
Source: RefSeq, a predicted model, not a curated record